Molecule: messenger RNA, 4276 nt
Organism: Aspergillus neoniger CBS 115656
Lineage: Eukaryota; Fungi; Ascomycota; Eurotiomycetes; Eurotiales; Aspergillaceae
Product: DNA repair ATPase SMC5
Exons: 6
Coding region: 213-4085 (1290 amino acids)
Biological process (GO): double-strand break repair via homologous recombination
Cellular component (GO): Smc5-Smc6 complex
Molecular function (GO): ATP binding; ATP hydrolysis activity
Source: RefSeq, a predicted model, not a curated record
GCCGCGUUUACUUUUUGGAUUUGAUAUCCUUUAUACUACGCUUCGGGUUGUUCUUUAUCUAUUCAAUUACUGGGGUUUCAUUCAGGACCCCGCUCACUUGCAUUGCCUUCUACCAGGCCCCGUUCAUCCUUUCCGAAGUAUCAUCCACCACCAAUGUCGAUGCGCUGGUGAACUAAAGUGUAUGCGUUGUUGCGCGACUCGAUCUAUUCAACAUGUCUUCUCGGGGGUCGAUCCCUCGCCGACGACGCCGGUCUGAUGAUGGCGAUGGUGACGAUGUGGGUAGUGUUAGUGAGAGAGCUUCCUCUGGGCCGAUGAGGGGUUCGCGCACGUCGUCGCAUCGCUCGGGCGAUAGUAAACGGCUACGAUUGAGUACUGAGGAGCCUGAUGAGGAAGACGAAAUGGUAGAGGUCAGAGAUGAGGUGGAUGGACAGGAUUUCAGGGGUCGGGGGUCAGAGGAACUGGGGGAGGGCUCAGACGACGGCCAGGACAUCCGGUAUGAGGAGCUACAGGAGGAAGUGGAGGACGGGUCGGGCAAUGAGAACUUGAGCGAUCAGGAGGGUUCUGCGACCAACCAGGACGAGGAAAGGGAAGCAUCCGAAGAGACGGCCGAUGGCAACUACGAGUCCGCGAAGGACGGCGCCUUGGACGAUAGCGAGGCCCAAGCUGGAGCUGCAGAGGAGGUAGAAACUCUGGGCGAUGUACCUCAAGAAGGGAACGAUGAAGCUUCUGAAGAGUCUGAAAACGCCGAAGAUGACACCGAAGUGAAACGUCCUUCGAAGUCGACCUCUGACCUUUCGAAGAAGAGCAGCGCUAAAGUCGCAACGCCGAAAUCAGCAACAAGCCGGAAUGCUUCGCAGAAUGGAACCGCCCAGAAGAGGAGUGCUCGGGAUGGUACUGACGACGAUCAAGAUAGCGAUACUGCAGAAUCAGAGAGCUCUGACCGUGACACCGAUGAGUACGCCGCGUCAAAUGCAGCAGGGUCCGGGUCUAGCAAGCACCCUAGCACCCAGACUGCAGGGACGGGAUCGACUUUAUCGCAGAGUGGUCUGCUUAAUGGAGGGCCGCAGGAAGCGUAUAAGCCAGGUGCUAUUGUGCGUAUUAGAGUGACGGACUUCGUAACCUACACGUCUGCGGAAUUCUUCCCUGGCCCGAAGCUGAACAUGGUUAUCGGUCCGAAUGGUACCGGAAAGAGUACCCUUGUUUGCGCGAUAUGUCUUGGUUUAGGAUGGGGACCACAGCAUCUCGGACGUGCAAAAGACACGGGAGAGUUUGUGAAGCAUGGCUGUAGAGAAGCUACGAUUGAGAUCGAGCUGGCUGGAAAGCCGGGUUCUCGUCACAAUCCUGUCGUUUCUAGAACCAUCAAGCGUGACGGCAAUAAAAGCACGUUCACGAUCAACGGAAAACAGGCCUCCCGCUCCCAGGUGCUGAAGCUAGCACAAUCAUUCUCUAUCCAGAUUGAUAACCUCUGCCAAUUCCUUCCCCAGGAUAAAGUCGCCGAAUUCGCAGCUCUGACACCAAUAGAGUUGCUCAAUUCAACCCAAAGAGCCGCCGCUGGCGAGGAAAUGAUCGAAUGGCAUGAGAACCUGAAGCGUUUGAGAGCGGAGCAAAAGAAGCUGCAAGCGGACAACCAAGGCGACCGUGACACUUUGACGAACCUUGAGGAUCGGCAAGAAAUGCAAAGAGCCGACGUUGAGCGGAUGCGCCAAAGGGCUCAGAUUAAGAGGAAAAUCGAGAUGUUGGAGAUGGCCCGACCUGUUCUGCAGUAUAAACAGGGACACGAGAGGUAUAAUAAUAUGAGAAGGGAAGUUAAAAGAAUCGAACGCGAACUAGCGCGACUCAAAGAGGAUCUCGAGCCUGCCUUAAGAUCCGUCAAUGCAAAACAACAGUACUGUCUCGAAACGGACGAGGUUAUCAAGUAUAAAACGCGUCGUCUAGAGGAAGCCGAGCGUGCGGCUUCCGACGCUGGCCGAAGAAUUGAACAACAUGAGCGGGAGAUAAAGGGAUUUGACGAUGAAAUCAAUGCCGAAAAAGAGGGCGGGCAAGGCUAUAGGCAAGAAGCAACUAAGAUUCAGCAAACGAUAAACAAGCUCACGCGUCAGUUGAAUGAGAAACCUGACGACUUCGAUGUGGAGUGGUAUAACGAGCAAAUAAGAGAAAAACGACGAGAAAUCAGGGAAAUUGAAGAAAAGGCGGCCCAGAUUAAAAGCGACCGACGACCACUUUUCGAAAGAUUGAAUGUGAAAGCCGAUCAGAUCAAGCAGGCGGAACGUCAGUUACAAAACUUGGAAUCCCAGGCUGGACAGCAAGAGAACAAGCUUGGACGACUCUCUGCCGAUUCCGUUCGCGCCUAUCAUUGGAUCCAACAAAACCAAGACAAGUUCGAAAAGGAGGUCUUUGGGCCUCCAGUGGUUACAUGCUCAAUCAAAGACCCAAAGUACGCCGACGCUGUUGAGUCCUUCUUGCAGCGCACGGACUUCAUGGCCUUCACUACGCAAACCCGGAAUGACUUCAGGACCUUGCAGAGGAUACUCUGCGGCGAACAGAAGUUGACCGAUAUUAGUAUUCGAACAUGUUCCACACCACUAGAUAGACUUCAGCCUUCUGCAGCCGAGGCUGACGAAUUCCGCGAAUUCGGAUUUGAGUGCUGGGCGAAGGAUUGUCUCAGUGGACCAGAUCCAGUUCUGGCUAUGCUCUGUAGCGAAAAGGGCCUGCACCAGAUACCCAUUAGUCAUGCAGACAUGGCAGACAAUGAUUUCGAACGCUUGAAAACGGGUCGCUUAAUUUCCUGGGUUUCUGGAAGGCUAAACUAUACGGUUAUGCGGCGAAGGGAAUACGACGCAAUUUCCUCCCGGCUUAGGCCUCUGAGGCCAGCUAAAUUCUGGACCUCACAACCAGUGGAUGCAUCAGAGAGACAAAGAGCCACGCAGAAGAUCCGUACACUGAAAGGCGAAGUGCAGGAGGUGCAAGAGCAGAUAAACAGUGAAAAGGCCAGGCUUGAACAACUUGGUCAUAAACACACUGAACUCAAACAAGAGCAAAGCGAGCUUGAGCGGGAGAAGGGAGAAAAGCAGACAGCUCUAACACAAUUCAGGGCUAUUCCGGAGAGAAUACGCCAGCAAGAAGCGAGGCAGAAGGAAAACCAGAAAAUGUUCGAGCAGAUGAGAACGCGAGUCGCCAACCUCCGUAGUGAGCAAGAUCAGGCAUCCCUCCGCAAGGCAGAGGUCGCCAAUAUUUCCCAACAACAGCCCGACCUAGCCGAACUAUUACACACGAUUAAAGAUAUGACAAUGGAGCAGUUCGAGGCCGACAUUGACUCCGAAAAGGCUCGUCUCGAACUCACCCACGGUGGAAACAGUAAUGUGAUCAAAGAAUUCGAAGAACGUGGACGUCAAAUCGACAAGCUGCGUGACAAACUCGCCGACUUCCAGAAAAAGCUGGACGACUACAACCACGCCAUCAAUGAAAUCCGCGGCCGCUGGGAACCCAAGCUUGACUCAAUCAUCAAAAGCAUCAGCGACGCUUUCUCCGACUCGUUCGCCCGCAUCGGCUGCGCCGGCCAAGUCACCCUGGACAAGGCCGAAGAGACUGGUCCGAACGGCGAACCAGGUGACAGCGACUUCGACCAAUGGUCGAUUCAAAUCCACGUCAAAUUCCGCGAACACGAAAACCUUUCCCUGCUGGACUCGCACCGUCAGUCCGGUGGUGAACGCGCCGUCAGCACCAUCUUCUACCUCAUGGCCCUCCAAUCUCUCUCCGCAUCCCCCUUCCGCGUGGUCGACGAAAUCAAUCAGGGUAUGGAUCCCCGAAACGAGCGCAUGGUCCAUGGCCGUCUGGUCGAUAUAGCCUGCGCCCCAUCUGAAACCGGCGGCGGCGGCCAGUACUUCCUGAUCACACCCAAGCUACUUAGCGGGUUGGCUUACAAGCCGGGAAUGCGCGUCCUCUGCAUCUACAGUGGCGAGCACAUGCCCGAAGACUACAACCUGAUCGACUUCAAGGGAGCCAUUGCCAAACGAAAGGCCGUGACAGGGAGGAGGACGACCAUGGGACCUGCUGCCAGUACAGGUAGUGUAAGCGUUCAUGGUUGAUGAUGUUGAUUACAACCACCACAAUAACGACGAAAUUGCGAUUACGGCCAUGAAGUGCUUAUCCUUGACUCCCGAUACCUCCCUUUCUUCAUUCCUUCCUCUCUAUUCUCCAAAUUCCCUGUCCCUUCUUCUCUAUUCUAUUACAUACUAUCCGGAAAUAUUCCCCUUUACUCGCAAUUUCAAUUGUCUUU